AUGCAGCCGUGGUUGCAAAAUGUCGGCAAUAUAAAUACCCCCAAAUCGCUCUUUAUUCAAGUAAUGAUUUUUUCUUUCAGCUGCAUCUCGAAUCUUGCCGACAAUUCUUUUGUCAGGUAUAUUUCUACAAUUUUUAAAGAUUUUUUGAUUAAUAUGUUGAGAACAGGACCGAAUCCUAAACAUAUAGCUUUUAUUAUGGAUGGCAAUCGGCGAUUUUCAAAACGCAAUCAUAUGAAGUUGGCCGAUGGGCAUUCGAAGGGUGCAGAAGUCUUAUUUGAAGUGCUCACCACAGCUUACCAACUUGAUAUUUCUCACGUAACCGUGUACGCUUUUUCCAUUGAAAAUUUUAAUCGUCCACAAGAUGAAGUAGAUACGCUUUUUGGGCUUCUUCGAGAUAAGUUGGCGAUUCUUGCCGACAAUGAAACGUCAUUCGCUCAAGUCAAUCAUGUCAAGAUCAAGAUCAUUGGAAAUAGAUCGUACAUUCCAGAUGAUAUAUUGUCACAGCUUGAGGAGAUCGAGAGAAAAACAAACAAACCAGAUUCACACAAAGUGUUGAACGUUUGCUUUCCCUAUACUUCACGCGAUGAUAUCACAGAGGCAAUGCGUAAGGUUGUGUCAUCGCUUGUUUCUUCUGAUCUCCAGCGCCAGGAUCUCAAUGAAGAUGUACUCCAGCAUCAAAUGUAUAUGGAUCCAAACACACCUCAAUUGGAUAUCUUAAUUCGUACCAGCGGCCAUACUCGAUUAAGUGACUUCAUGCUCUGGCAGUGUACAGCAAACUGCGAUAUUGAGUUUGUCGAAACCUUAUGGCCCGAAUUUGGUUUCUUUCAAUUCUUUCAAAUACUUGUCAAGUGGGGAUGGUCCAAAACAGCAUUGGCAGGCUGGAAUACAGGAAGAGCCAAAGUAUACGUGUAUGAACUUCCUCCUGCCCCACCCUUGGUUUCAGUGAUUGGCAGAUGA
Molecule: messenger RNA, 957 nt
Organism: Meyerozyma guilliermondii ATCC 6260
Lineage: Eukaryota; Fungi; Ascomycota; Pichiomycetes; Serinales; Debaryomycetaceae
Gene: SRT1
Product: ditrans,polycis-polyprenyl diphosphate synthase
Exons: 1
Coding region: 1-957 (318 amino acids)
Cellular component (GO): endoplasmic reticulum; dehydrodolichyl diphosphate synthase complex; membrane
Molecular function (GO): ditrans,polycis-polyprenyl diphosphate synthase [(2E,6E)-farnesyl diphosphate specific] activity
Source: RefSeq, a predicted model, not a curated record